Messenger RNA from Podospora pseudocomata, 414 nucleotides. RefSeq lists its product as uncharacterized. The coding region runs from base 1 to 414 and encodes 137 amino acids. NCBI's taxonomy places the organism in Eukaryota, Fungi, Ascomycota, Sordariomycetes, Sordariales, Podosporaceae. The record is from RefSeq and is a predicted model, not a curated record. The transcript is spliced from 2 exons.
AUGAGACUCUGGAAGAGUCACCUUAUCAAUCAGGACAUGUCUUCCACGAGUCAUUCCCCUUGCCAUGUCUACUUGACCGGGACCAGUACCUUCUGGCGUCUGGUUUUCAUGACCGAAGCUACCAUCUCCGGAGAAGAUCAGCAGAUGCACGGCAGCAGCCCCAUAGCUACCAUGUGGCUCCAGCACAAAUACCGUUCAACCUUCCCGCUCGUCUACCUACGCAACAUUUGUCAACGCGGGAAAAAGGAAGACCACUCCCCGCUCGCCCGCCCAGUUGCCGACAUUCGGGAACAGCCUCUUUAUGUUCCCCAGAUUUCUCUUCCGUUCUGGGACAAGCUCCAUGUCACCUCUGCCUGGAGUGCUACCCCCAUGCCCAAUCUGUCAACUAGGACUUCAUUUAGGCAAACAGGCUAA